Teleopsis dalmanni is the source of this 933-nucleotide messenger RNA. Its product is annotated as nuclear cap-binding protein subunit 1-like. The coding region runs from base 1 to 933 and encodes 310 amino acids. Gene Ontology annotation, molecular function: mRNA binding; protein binding; RNA cap binding. Lineage: Eukaryota; Metazoa; Arthropoda; Insecta; Diptera; Diopsidae. The transcript has 3 exons. The record is from RefSeq and is a predicted model, not a curated record. Gene Ontology annotation, biological process: mRNA export from nucleus; nuclear-transcribed mRNA catabolic process, nonsense-mediated decay. Gene Ontology annotation, cellular component: nuclear cap binding complex; nucleus.
AUGAGUCGAAGACGUGCACAUGAUGGAGAAGAAGAGGGUUACGAACACCGGAAUCGUAAACGACGCCGCGUAUCUGAAAAUCAGGAAAUAGAAGACCGAUUAGAAUCGUUGAUAUUGCGUGUUGGAGAGCGCACAACCUCUUCGGUUGAAUCAAAUUUAGAAGGUCUUGUGUCAGUGCUAGAAGCUGAUUUGGGCACUUUUAGGAUAAAAAUUUUACGUAUAUUGUCUGAUUGUGCUGUAAAAAUGCCUGAAAAAUGUACCAUAUACACAACGUUAGUAGGCCUCCUCAAUGCCAAAAACUACAAAUUCGGUGGAGAAUUUGUAGAUCACAUGGUUAAAACUUUUAAGGAGUCUCUAAAACUAUGUCGUUGGGACUCUGCUAGAUAUUCUUUAAGAUUUCUGGCAGACUUGGUUAAUUGUCAUGUGAUAUCAGCUCAAAGUUUAAUACAAAUUCUUGAUACAAUGAUUGAUGUCUCCAAUGAAGAUGCUGCACCGCAAGUACGUCGCGAUUGGUUUGUGUUUGCAGUGCUUUCUACUCUACCUUGGGUAGGAAGGGAUCUAUAUGAAAAAAAAGAAUCUUCGUUAGAAGCAUUGCUUUUACGUAUUGAAGUGUAUCUCAACAAACGUUCAAAGAAACAUCAUAAUGCGCUACGUGUAUGGUCAGUAGACACUCCCCAUCCACAAGAGGAGUAUUUGGAUUGUCUUUGGGCACAAAUACGUAAAUUACGUCAAGAUAACUGGGCCGAAAAACAUAUACCUCGUCCUUACUUAAGUUUCGAUUCAAUUUUGUGUGAAGCAUUGCAACACAAUUUGCCGCAAAUAAUUCCACCUCCACAUCAUGAAUCAUAUAGAUACCCUAUGCCGACAGUAGUUUAUCGCAUGUUUGACUACACUGACUGCCCAGAUGGACCUAAUUUACCAGGCUAUCAAUAA